Molecule: messenger RNA, 3603 nt
Organism: Anopheles marshallii
Lineage: Eukaryota; Metazoa; Arthropoda; Insecta; Diptera; Culicidae
Gene: Tbc1d8-9
Product: TBC1 domain family member 9
Exons: 12
Coding region: 1-3603 (1200 amino acids)
Molecular function (GO): calcium ion binding
Source: RefSeq, a predicted model, not a curated record
AUGUGGAUUCCACCGAGAGAAUGCUCGAUGCCAUUCGCAUUAUGGGUGAACGAAACAACGAAAGUUACAUCCCGCUUCUUCCUACUGCAGCAUCGCAAAGGUCAUGGGGGAUUGCGAGGAUUUUCUUCCAUGCUGGUGGGAACGUUGGACAAUGUUCUGGACACAAAGCCAUCCCCAUACAGAAUUUUGCAUUACCAACCGUCGACGGGUUUAUGCUAUGAAAUUGCUGCCGACAUCACACUAGAAGCGAUCAUGCUGGACUGGGAUUGGCUGACGAAAAACUUGUUUCGCGUAAUCAACGAGAUGGAAACGGAGGAAGAGAUCACCAACUUUACCAUCUGCAAGAUCCAAUCGCUACUCGCACACAGCUCCCGGCCCGCCGAAGAACAGAAUGAUCCGACUAGCUUUCAGGUGGCGGUCUGUAAAUUUCGCGAAAAAUUCCGCAUGCCAGAAGAUGAGAAGCUUGUCAACUACUACUACUGUAGCUACUUUCGUAAAAUACCACGCCAGGGUCAGCUGUACCUGUCGCUUAAUCACAUCUGCUUCUACUCGUACAUUCUCGGUUCGGAAAGCAAACUGUGCUUCCGGUACAACGAGCUAACUGAUAUCAAAAAGUCGGGCAACACCAUUACGGUACGGGCGACCCAGCAGGGCAGCAAGGAGUACACGUUCGUGUUUCUCUACUCACCGAGCGAAGCGUACCAGCUGAUCGAACAGCUAAGCAAGCUGACGAUGCAGAAAAUGAUACAAGAUCCGGACCGUCCAAUCGUUGAUCACGAUCCGGUUAUCCUGAAGAAGAUGGAAAAGAACGUUGUGCAGAAGACGCAGCUGCUGCGUGAUCUUACUGCACGCCAACAGUCGGACGAGUAUCGAAUACAUUUUCGGGUGCCAAAAACGGAGAUACUGGACGGGAUGAUAAAGGCAUCCUUAUGGGCACCUUACACAAAGAAACACGUGAAUGGGGUGCUUUAUCUGUCCCAGAACUAUCUGUGCUUCAAGAGUGAUGUCUCCGCGAUGGUUGCAUUAGUCAUACCGUUGGCUAAGAUUGUUAGCGUUGAGAAGAACGACGAUCCGCACAAUCGUUUUAGCAAUCGAAUAAUUAUUACCACUUCGGAUGGAAACAUCUUUGUCUUGCAGCACAUUUUGGACCGAGAGUUUUUAAUAAAUAAAAUCUCCGAAUUGCUGUCCAAAACCGUUCCACCUGCAUCACGCGUUCACGACGACCUGGAUUGGAUAAAACAGGAACCCCUGAUGUAUCUCUACAAGGAUCCAAACAAUCGCGCGUUCGACGAUUUACAGGCGGAAAAGAUGAAACGCUGGGAAGAACAUUUUUCGUUGUAUGGGCGAGGCAUCUCUAUGUUUCGCACUACCGAAACAAUUAACCUCGUAAUCGAGGGUAUUCCGGAUCAGUUGCGGCGCGAAGUGUGGCUCAUCUUUUCCGGUGCAGUACACAUGAAAAUGAUGCAACCGAACCUGUACCAGGAGCUGGUGGCGAAAGCAAAAGAUCAGAACCCGGUAUCGUUCGAGGAGAUCGAGCGUGAUCUACACCGCUCGUUACCGGAACAUCCAGCCUUUCAAACGAGCAUUGGCAUCACGGCUCUUCGACGGGUAUUGCAAGCGUAUGCACUACGCAAUCCCGAGAUUGGCUACUGCCAGGCGAUGAAUAUCGUUUCGUCCGUGUUUCUCAUCUACUGCGAUGAAGAGGAUGCAUUUUGGAUACUGUGUUGCCUUUGCGAGUCGCUGCUGCCGGACUAUUACAACGAUCGGGUGGUAGGGGCUCAGAUUGAUCAGGGAUUGCUGGAUGAGUUGAUUGCCAGCCAUUUACCGGACCUGCACGUGAAACUGUCCGACCUCGGUAUGAUACGGAUGAUUUCACUCUCCUGGUUUCUGACCAUCUUUCUCAGCGUGAUGCCAUACGAAAGUGCCCUGCACAUAAUCGAUUGCUUUCUGUGCGACGGGGCAAAAGUGAUCUUUAUUAUAGCUUUAAAAAUUCUCGAAUGGAACCAGGAAAAGCUGCUGAACUGUAACGAUGAUGGGGAAGCAAUGCAACUGCUGUCCACCUUUUUGAUGGGCAUCUUUAACGAUGACGAGCAACGGAUCAAGAUCGAGGAUAAGGAAAAGCAUCAAAUUAAGAGUCAAUCGGUACAGAUGCUCAUCUACAAUGCAUAUCUAAAGUUUGGUAAGGCCAUAACAUCACAAAAAAUUGAAGAAUUGCGCAACAAACAUCGCAGACUGACCGUACAUCAGCUGGAGAAAGAUCUGGAAAAUAGUGUGAUAAAAAACUAUAAAGACAAUGGUUAUUUCGAUAGUGAUGAGCUGCGAAUGCUGCUGUGCUAUACGAAGGAUGAGAAGAUUAGUUUGAAAAAUCGCACGCGGCCAACCUCGGUGAAUGGUGGCGAACCCGUGUACGAUAUCACUGUGCUAAACGACGCAAAGAAACGGUUCCGCGACAAUCGGUACGAUUGCUUCCGAGUGGAUUAUGAUACGUUUCGUAAGUUGUUCGUUGAUCUUACACCGUGGGGUCAUUGUCAGAAUAUCGAUAUAUCGGAAAAACUGUUCCGGCUGAUGGACAAACAAUCUUGUGGUUAUCUCGAAUUCAAACAGUUGAUCUUUGCCAUCGGUAUCAUCUGUUCGAAGCGAGCGACGGAGAAGCUAAAAUUGUUGUACAUUCUUCACCUGCCACCGCUAUUGACGGCCCAAGAGCUGGAAUCUAGCAGCGCCGGAGAAUCUCGUGACUCAGACACGGAAGUGGCCACCGAAGCGGAAAGCUUCUUUAGCGACAAUCCGCUCGAAACGCUCAAAUCGCUACCGUCCCCGAUCGACAUAAGUCUGGAGGCAUCGUCGGAUGUGGAAAAUCUUUCCCUAUCCCAGUUCAAUGCUACCACACCGAACCUAUCGAUGGACGAUUCUCAUUCGCACAAUGCGGAAACAUCUUCCAUUUUUUACGUUGAGUUGCCGGUGGCAAGCUCUAGUGGUUGUGGUGCCGGAGCUAGCACUAGCAACGCGUCUGGCGCAAACGUAGGCGAAGCGGAAUCUUUUGGCUCCCGGUCGGACAUGAGUGAUCUGGGCUUUCAGCGAUAUAGUAGUCUGGAUGAAAGUGCGAGCCGCCGGCACGAGGCACGUAGCAUCAGCGGGUUGCGCAUCUUUCUCGACGAACCCGAUUCGAACUUUACGUCAAAAACCAUUCCCAACAUGACACAGAAGAACUUUAUCUCACUGUGGACGACGCUGCUAGAGAUUUUAAACAAAGAGAAGAAAGUAACCGAUCAGGAGGUGCAAGAGUCAUAUAAAACUCUAAUAUCGUACGGAGAAGACGCUAUCGUGAGUCGUAGGGAUGAUAGCAACGAUAGCUUCACUCAGCUAGCAAUGGAAGGUGCCGAAGUGUUUGACCCCAAUGGUAACCCUUCGUCAUCCAGCUCGGAACGUACACCAAGGCACAGUUCGGCCAAUGCUCCACCGGAAGCGAUCUGGGAAAUUUCAAUCGCCCAGUUCGUGGCCACCGCCGUGUCAGUCGGCAUUAUUGAGGAACAGUUUUCGCUGCCUUUCUCGAUCAAAUCGCGUGUCGAGACGUUACAGAAAAACCGGCGAAAGUGCAAAAGCUAG